GCUCCAAACAAAGCAUUCCUGUGUACACAGAGGAGAGAGAGAAGGAAGGAGAGAGAAAGAGGAAAGUAGAAAGAGAGAGGGAGAUCAGGAAAACAUUCAGCGCUCCUUUGUUUGGCAAAAAGAAAAAGUUUUGAUUCAGUUUUUGGAUUCGACUCACUGAGGCAGGGCAGUACAGUAAGUUGUCGUGUUGCCAUGGAGAUGGAAUACAUCCUACUGGAGAGAUGACAUCUGCCACACCUCCUUCCUCUCGUAGCUCCUCGCCUCAGAAAGUUUGCCACUCUCAGACACAAACAGACGUUUUGAAACCCUUAUUGGGUGGUGGCAUUUCUGGUGGGGGUGGAACACUGAGGAAGAGGAGACGCGUCCUGUCCAAAGAUGGACGUAGCAACGUGCGCAUCGAGCAUGUCAGCGGGCGGAGUGCUCUGUACAUGCGUGACCUCUGGACAACAUUUCUGGACAUGCAGUGGCGCUACAAGUUCUUCCUUUUCAUCGCCACGUUUGCGGGGACCUGGUUCCUGUUUGGGGUGCUGUGGUACCUUGUGGCAUUGGUGCAUGGAGAUCUGCUAGAGUUUGACCCUCCAUCCAAUCACACACCCUGUGUGAUGCAGAUGCAGACCCUGACAGGGGCCUUCCUCUUCUCCCUGGAGUCCCAGACGACCAUUGGCUAUGGUUUCCGCUGCAUCACUGAGGAAUGUCCAGCUGCCAUCAUCCUCCUCAUCAUCCAGCUGGUUCUCACCAUGCUGAUGGAGAUCUUCAUCACUGGUACCUUCCUGGCCAAGGUUGCUCGGCCAAAGAAGCGAGGAGAGACUGUGAAGUUUAGCCAGCAUGCUGUGGUGUCGACCCACGAAGGCCGACCCUGCCUGAUGAUCAGGGUAGCCAACAUGCGCAAGAGUCUCCUGUUGGGGUGUCAGGUGACUGGAAAACUGCUUCAGACGUCUCUGACCAAGGAAGGUGAGACAGUUCGUCUGGACCAGAGGAACGUCCCCUUUCAAGUGGAUACAUCCAGCGACAGCCCCUUCCUCAUUCUGCCCCUCACCUUCUACCACGUCAUUGAUGACAGCAGCCCCCUGCGAGCCUGGGCAGCCAAGGGUGGUGGCUGGACAGAUCCAGAGCUGGCUGACUUUGAGCUGCUGGUGAUCAUGAGCGCUACAGUGGAGCCGACCUCCGCCACCUGCCAGGUUCGUACCUCCUACUUGCCAGAUGAGAUCCUCUGGGGCUAUGAGUUCCCCCCUGUGGUCUCCCUCUCCACGUCAGGUAAAUACGUAGCGGACUUCGCCUUCUUCGACAAAGUGGCCAAGACCAAGACCACGCCCAUCUUCAAACCAGCCAGCCCCCAGCAUGGAUACCAGAGCAAUGGGGGCGGGACUUUGCCCGAGGUGUCUGAUCCAGAGAAGAUUCGUCUGGAGCAGAGCUAUAGGGAGAGAGGGGAGGACCGUGGGCGUGUCAGGGACACUCCCCUCAGUGUUCGCAUCAGCAAUGUGUAAAAAGCUGGACUGAAUGAGAAGAGCGCAUUUCAUAGAGAGCAACAUGCAGGAGACGUCCAAGUUCAACAUCAAUAGCAAAUCAAUGCAACAUUAUGUCAAAACAGCUUGGCUGACAGUCUUUUUAGACUGUUUUGAACUUAUAUCAGAGAGAUUUUAGGGUCCCAGUAGCACCAAUUGAUACAGAAAGCAAAUAUAAGACUAUGGACUAUGGUCAACUUCAAGUUUGUCAUUGUUUGCUAGGAUAAUACAUGUUUUAAACUGGUUGAUUGUAUUCACAUGUUGGCAUAACACACUGCAUUUGAGUGUGGGGGUCUUACAUUCACCUCACAUAUACUGUAUACACUUUUGUAACAAAAAAAAAACAACAGGUUGGAUUAUUUAUUUGCAAAGAAAAAAAAACAAAAAUAUGAAACAGAACAAGCUGUGCAGGAGAGGAGACAAAUCCCUCUGGGCUUGUUUGGGCCCUUAGUGCUAAAUGUUAAAUCAAAAAAAGAAAGUAUGAGUCAAUAUGUGGGUGUAUUUUUCAGUGUAAAAAGGCUAGAUGGGUAUAGAGAAGUGUGGUAAAGAUGGUACGAUAAUGUGGGCAGGAAACAUCCACAGAUACUUCAGUAUAAAAUGAUAGAAGCUUCAUUAUUCUAACAUACAUGUAUAUAUGUUGUUUAAACACACAGAAACACGCACAUGUUUAGAAAAAUCAUGUGACUUGGAGUUUUCAGUUAAGUUUUUUGGAUUGUAUUACAGUUAAAAAAACAGGCAUGAGUGAGUCACUUAAUCUAUAACUCAAAAAAUCCCCACACCCCCCGCUUCCUCCCAUCAACACUUUCAUGAUAUUUUUAUAUUUCCUGUUGAACACUGGCAUUGCAAUGUUAUAUGUAAGAUCAAGCACUUUGGAGAUUCUGUUUGACUAAUGUAGCACUACAAAACUGAAUGUAGACACACUUAAGUUGGAAUAUCCUGUGCUCACGGUGCUCUCUAUAUUGUAUCUCUUGAUUUUGCUGUUUUUUUAAACAGAAAGGUAGCACUUUAUGUAAGUACAUUUGCACCUUAGGAAGGUUACUUGCUUACCUUAGAAAGAAAAGUUUUUAACAUUACUAAAAGCACUUACACUUCCAAUAAACCUUAAAAUAGAUGCCUUCGUCCUACAGAACUAACUGGAAUUGAAGUUUCAGUGUCUCGGUGGCUUUAAGCAAACUUCCUGAUUUUAGUGAUAUAAUGUUUUGAGACAACCACAAACAGCUUUUGUACAUGUAUGGAUGUAAAUGCCUACCUGGUUAUUUUAAGUUUCACAUGUUAAACACUGAGGUGUGAGAUGAGUUGAGGUGGGAGACAUCUGUACUUUCACAUGAUUUUUAAGUUACUAACAUUGUCAAAUUAACACUGGACAUUUUAUCGAAGCCCCUUUUAAUUUUUGGUCUAGACGACAAGGACAUGAAGAGUAAAUCGUCUACAGUGGAAAAUGAGUUGUAAGAUGACCACACCAGAAGUGGGUGUUGAAAGGUGUGAAUAUGAAAUGAAAGUGAUGUUAUGAGUCAUUGAUAAUUAUUUUGUUCUGAUGGAAAUGUGUGAUGAUGAUGGUUAGACAUGACAGACGAAGUACGACGGAUAUGAAUAUGUUGUAAACUGUAUGGAACAUGUGUUUUUAACCGUUCUCUAAUUAACAUUAAGCUCUGGGGUGUUAACACUGUCUAAAGUGCAGAUAGAGAGAUCUGUUGAAAACAUGUUUUCAAAUGAGACCGU
Molecule: messenger RNA, 3221 nt
Organism: Thunnus maccoyii (southern bluefin tuna)
Lineage: Eukaryota; Metazoa; Chordata; Actinopteri; Scombriformes; Scombridae
Product: ATP-sensitive inward rectifier potassium channel 10-like
Exons: 6
Coding region: 222-1484 (420 amino acids)
Biological process (GO): potassium ion import across plasma membrane; regulation of monoatomic ion transmembrane transport
Cellular component (GO): plasma membrane
Molecular function (GO): inward rectifier potassium channel activity
Source: RefSeq, a predicted model, not a curated record